Molecule: messenger RNA, 2210 nt
Organism: Cheilinus undulatus (humphead wrasse)
Lineage: Eukaryota; Metazoa; Chordata; Actinopteri; Labriformes; Labridae
Gene: vgll2b
Product: vestigial-like family member 2b
Exons: 4
Coding region: 219-1145 (308 amino acids)
Biological process (GO): regulation of transcription by RNA polymerase II
Cellular component (GO): nucleus
Source: RefSeq, a predicted model, not a curated record
CAUUUUGCUGCCGCAGCUGCUGUGGCGCACACAGGGAGUCGAGAGGUGCGCUCUUUUCUUGGGUGACUAUGCCGUGUCUGGAGAGAGCUUGCCCAUUACACUGAGCAGCGAUCACUGAGCGCGCUUCUCUACAGCAGAAAAAAAACCUCGGGAUGUUGUCAUUCUCUCUCGCAGUAAGGUCGGUUUCCAGAGAGCAGUGAAGACACCGCUCAUUUACCAUGAGCUGUUUGGAUGUUAUGUACCCAGCCUAUGGACAUUACGCACCGUACGCACCGACUGCUCCCGCUUUUGUUAACAGCUUACAGGCUCCCACAGGUCUGAGCAGAACUUCUCCUCAUUGCCGGGAUUUUAUGGACACUCCCAGGGCUCCCGAGGGGAUGUCUGGGGGCCCAGGCACUGGAGGAUCAACUUCCUCCUCAUCUUCAUCCAGCUCUUCUACUUCAUCCUCUUACACUCCUGCAGCUCUAAGGCCAGAAGAGGGCCCCAAGGAGAAGCAGGAGGCCCCUGAGGCGGAGUACCUGAAUUCUCGAUGUGUCCUCUUCACCUACUACCAUGGUGACAUCAGCAGCGUGGUGGAUGAGCACUUCUCCAGGGCACUAAGCUCCUACAUGGAUGGAGAGGGCAAACGUAGGGCACCAGACCAACAGGGCACAGAAACACCGUCACCCAGCAGUCGACGAAGCUUCCCUCCAUCCUUCUGGGACAGUAACUACUCCUCGCCUCAGAGCCGCUCCCACUGUGAGACCAGUGCGCCCUCUUAUUCCAUGGACCCGUACGCAUCAGGGCUGCACCCUGGUCUGCCGCAUCCACACGCUCACCCUCACCCACACGCUCAUCCUCAUACCCACCCUCACCCACCAGAGAGCUGGGGGUAUCCUCAGGCUCAAGCCUACGGGCCCCCGCGGCCUCUGCAUGAACUGUACUCACCAUCAGCUCUGGAGCCCCAUUAUGGGCCGUUGUUGAUGCCCACAGUGAGGCCCCCUCACCUCCCCUCACUGCCAAGCCACUAUGAAGUGAGCAAGCUGGAGCCCGCUGCCUCCUGGCCCGGCCUGCUGCCACCAGGGGACGUGAGCCAGACGCUGGCUCUCAACAUGGAUGCAGGCCUCCAGCAGCACAAGAAAGGCAAAGAGCUGUACUGGUUCUAACGAGCCCUUCAGUCACAUUGACCAGCCAUUACCAGAUCCAAUUAGUCCCUGGACCUGCUCCGCUAUUGAAGCAGCGUGUUCCUUUAUCCCACCAACACACACUCACAAACCCCCCACUCCAACCCCCUCUGCUCUCUGUUUCAUGGUCUCCCCCUGCCAGUACACAGCCUCGCUCCAGGUCGACGUGUGUGCACCAUGGAGAUAAAGCUGAGCGAGGGAGAGAAAUCUGUGUUGUCUCUCUCUUUUUUUUUUUUUUUUUUUUUUUUUUGCCUCUCUCCUCUGCUCUCUCUGCUGCUUUGGCGAAGUGUGAGCCACUGUGACCUGUUUGGACCGAGAAAGACGGGAUCACAACAGACUUUAGCAGUGGACAGAGAGAUAGAGGGAUGAAUGGAGGGACUACGGCGAGCAGGGACUCCCUCCAAUGUCCCUGGCUAUCUCGGUCUCAUGUUCUUUGUUAGAACGAACAUCAUCCAGUUAUCUGCGUAUCAACAAAUGCAACAUAAACAGGAGUGAUGAUUCUGCUGGUUUUCUCUCCGUGACUGUCCUCAAUUACCUUUUUUCCUGAUUGUUAUGAUAUAAUUUUGAAAUAAAGUAUUCUAUUUAUUGGUGUGUAUGUGCAUUUCUAAACAUGUUUGGUUAGGCCAGUGUUCUGGAGUUGUUUUCUAAAGCAAGAAGUGGUGAUGGCGUACAUCAGCUAAGGUCAUUUGUCGAAGACAUAUCAAACAGUUCAACAAGUAUUUGUUUGCUCUGACAGAUUCAAGAUUGUGUUUCUCUUUCAUUUUGUUCCAUUUUUGUUCCUUAUUUCUCUGUGUCAUUCUUGGAUGCUUUGAUCGGACUUUAUGAAUAUUUUUUGACUUUAUUUGUGUGCUAUUUCUCAUUUUGUGCCCAGGAAGAUUGUGAUGUCAAUAAAUAUUUUUAUGGUAAAUUAUUGCAUCUGUUAAGUCUCUGCAUUGCAUCACAUCACAAAAAUUAUUUAUGCUAUUUAUGGUAGAAUGUAAUUUUAGUUCAAUUUCUGUACUGUAAUGUAUUAAGAAAGUAUUCAUACCACCUUGAGUUUACUCUACA